This is a messenger RNA of Rhizoctonia solani, 1776 nucleotides long. RefSeq names its product Retrotransposable element Tf2 protein. The transcript has 2 exons. The record is from RefSeq and is a predicted model, not a curated record. NCBI's taxonomy places the organism in Eukaryota, Fungi, Basidiomycota, Agaricomycetes, Cantharellales, Ceratobasidiaceae. Bases 1 to 1776 code for a protein of 591 amino acids.
AUGGAACCCCAGCUUCCGCCAACCACCUCUGUCAAAUAUGGCAAAGUCUCCCUCAAACGGGUCACCCAACUCCUCCUUGGGUUACUCAGCCAAGUUGAACGCCUUGAGCAAGAAAUUGCUGAGAUCAAGGAAGCAGGGGUUGAGACCCAGACAAAUAUCAAAAAUAUAUCCCAAACUGUUGAUGUUGUCAAGGAUGGGCUCAAAUCCCUCCAGCUCCAAGGGCCCAGAACACCAGAAGGACCCAAACCCAAGGCUGUGGAAGAAACGCCACGUCCCCUACCAAAAGCCAAGCCUAUUGGAUUGGCUAGUGGGGUCCCCUUCUGGUCAGAAACAACCAGGGCUCUCCCAGGCCUUGCCCAGCCAACCCCAAGAAGAGCUGUGCCCCCGCAAGUCCCAUCUCCCCCUCCGUCUCCACGUCUCCAAUCCCCAAUUGGAGCACCUGCCCCUCUCCCUCCGGCUCCAGCAGCCCACUAUCCUGCUCCAGUCAAGGUUGACCACCCCAACGCCUACACAGGCAAAAUAGGGAGCAAAGCCAAGCAGUGGCUGACUUGUAUGCUGGCCUGGACCUGCCUCAAUUUGCGGAUGUUCCCAACCAAUCAGGAGGUUCUUUCCUUCCUCCUGAUGAACAUGAAGGAUUCCGCUGGGGCCUGGGCCCAACCUCACCUAGACCAACUAGGCUCACACCAAGCCAUAAUUCAAAUGGUUGAGGGCUUCAAACUGGAGUUUCUGGCAGCUUUUGGUGACCCUGACGCCACAAGGGCCGCCAAGCAGAAGAUAACCACUCUCACCCAGUCUGGCACAUGCGCAGACUACAUUACAAAGUUCAGAACCUUGGCAAUGGAACUGGACUGGAACAACAUGGCCCUCAGAGGCCAGUUUGCCCGCGGCCUCCACUGGGAGGUCAGCCGCCAAAUUGCAACCCACAAGCACUGCCCCCACACCCUCCUCAAGCUGCAAAAUGCAGCACUUGUCAUUGACAAUGCUCUCUGUGAAGAGUGUACUAGCCAUCCGCCAAAGGAUAAUAAGUCUAGCAGACCAUCAAACCCCGCAAGGGGGACAAGUACCAGCCAAGCCACCUCUGGUUCAAAAAAACUUUCCAACAACCCCAAUUUUGUGUUGGAGGAAGAACAAAACCGCCGCGGCGCUGCCAGCGCUUGCAUCAAAUGCAGUAAAAUGGGUCACAAGUUUGCAGAAUGCCGCACAGGCUGGAAGGCUACCCCUGUUGAGGAAAAGGGGAAAGCCAAGGAAACCGCCAAAGCUGGCAAAGACUCCAAGUACCAAUUGGGAAAAGAAAACGCCCCCCUCUUUACAAUUUCAAUUCAGCCAGAAAAGAAAGCGGAACCACUAGAAGUCCUGAUUGACUCAGGCGCCACCUCCUCCUUCCUACACCCACGCACAGCUGAGGCACUACGCCUUCCCCUAAUAGACCUCCCCGUACACUGCAAUGUUACUAUGCUCAAUGGGUCAAGCCCCCAGGCUGGAAAAAUCUGGAAAAAGGCCAACCUAACCUUUUCCUUCAAAAGCAAAUUAAUGACUGAGACCUUCCUUGUUUGCAACACAGGGUCUCAUGCCGCUAUCUUAGGACUAAAAUGGCUAGACGCCCAUAACCCAGAAAUCAAUUGGAACUUGCAUACCCUUUCCUUCCCUCACGCACCACCAGAGCACGUGACUAUUGCCAAAGAGGAGGAAGCAGAUCAGAAACCCUGUCACAACUCAGCUCAGACCUAUGGUUCAAGGGGGCUUAAAGUCUGUGGCACUAUCACCAAUGGACUAUGA